AACUUUCAGCGUGGGCUACGACAGUGCUCGGUAAGUUCGCGAGCGUGGCACUCGCGCGAUUCAACCCAGUCUUGUGAAUUCGCAAACGCGGAAGAGUGCAGAACGCGACGAAAGCGCAGCGAUCGCAGAAAAUCGGCGGGAUUAAGUCGGGACGUAUAGAGCAUCUUACUCGACAGAUUCGAGUGAUCCGCGAACUGACGUUCCAGUUUGCAAGCAUGGACGGCCUGAGCGUUACUCAAUCCUUCUACCAAGGCAAAAACAUUUUCAUCAGCGGCGCUACAGGUUUUAUGGGGAAGGUCCUCUUGGAGAAGCUGCUGUACAGCUGUCCCGGUAUCGGCAAGAUUUACAUCCUCAUACGACCCAAGAGAGGCCGCAGUAUCGACCUCCGGCUUGAUGACAUGUUCAAAUUGCCCAUGUUCCAAAGGAUACGUCAGGAAAAGAAGGAAGUUAUACAGAAAGUGAAGCCGAUGGACGGCGACAUAACUAGCGAUAAUCUGGGCCUCACCGACGAGCAGCGGGAGACGCUGAUUAACGAGGUGCACCUGGUAUUUCACCUCGCCGCUACUCUUCGAAUGGAGGCGAAGCUGAAGGACUCUGUCGAGAUGAAUGUAUUGGGCACGAGGAGGAUGUUGGACCUGGCUAAGCAGAUGAAGCAUCUGCAGCUGUUCCUUCACCUGAGCACAGCCUUCUGUCAUGUUGAUCAAGAGGAACUCGGCGAGACUAUCUAUGACUCCCCCGACGACCCCAAUGACGUUAUAAGACUCUGUGAAUGGAUGGACGAGAGCACCAUCGAUAUGAUUACGCCCAAGUUGUUGCACCCGCAUCCAAAUACUUACACCUACACGAAGCGUUUGGCCGAGACGCUGGUGGCCAGAGAAUACUCCAAUAUACCGUGCGCCAUCGUCAGGCCGUCGAUCGUAACCCCCGCCGUCGAAGAGCCUGUGCCGGGAUGGGUCGAUAAUUUGAACGGUCCUACUGGGAUACUGGUUGCUGCCGGCAAAGGUGUCCUCAGAUCGAUGCUUUGUGACACUCGGUAUCGCGCUGAAGUUAUACCGGUUGACUUCGCGAUUAAUUUUAUGAUCCUUAUGACUUGCGCAAUCGUUACCAAAAAGAAGCCGGCCAGUAUACCAGUCUUUAAUUUAACGCAAAACCAGGAAUUGCCGGUAACAUGGGGCGAUAUAUUGAAAAAAGGCAGGAAAAUCAUUUACCAGUAUCCUUUCGAAGGACAGGCUUGGUAUCCGGGCGGCAAUGCGCGCAGUAACAAAUUUGUGCAUUAUCUCAUAGUCUUCUUCUUCCACAUCAUCCCCGCAUACCUGAUUGACUUUCUGAUGCUGAUAUUUCGACAGAAAAGAUUCAUGGUCAGAAUUCAGAAGCGAAUUUCUGACGGCAUGGAGAUAUUGCAAUAUUUCACCAUGAGAAAUUGGAAAUUUUACAAUGACAAAAUACUGACUUUGCGAGACCAGUUAUCACUAGAGGAUCAGAAGUUAUUCCAUGUUAAAUUUGAUGUGGUACACAUAGAUGAAUAUAUGAAAAUUAUUAUCCUCGGCACACGGCAGUAUUGCAUGAAAGAAAAAUUGUCUACUUUGCCGCAAGCUCGUCGGCAUCAGGCAAUAAUGUACGUUAUCCACCAUCUCAUGAAAUUCCUCUUCUACUUCGGCAUAUUAUAUCUCAUCUACAAGCACUUCAGUCUAGCGAGGUACCUGGAUCUCAUUUCCCAGCAGACCAGCGUAGCAGUCUUGAUACAAGCAGUUGUAGCAUUGCAGAGCUAAUGAUGUAUUUCCUACGAGAUAUAAUUUCGUAUAUUAAAUCGACUGGUGUACGCUCGAUUUUGCGUAAAGGUGCUUGCAACACGUUUCUUCUAAUCGGGUGAAAAAAGCGCAUGAAAUGUCGCAUUUGCAAGAUAAUUACAGGGGCAGGAGCUAAAAUGACAGUAUUGCAAUGGCAAAUAUUGACUCGUUAUUAUAAUCCUAACUCGUAAUAAAGAUACUCGGGAUUUCUCUGAAUUCUUCAUUGCGGUGGUGAUUAACGUUGAAUGUCACAACAAUUAUCAUACUUAUCAUAAUAACUUAGUGGUCAGGUUCAUGAAUAAUGUUCUUAAUUAUGACCACUUGAAUUUCCAAUAUAAUCAGGAGAAAAAACGUUCGAUAGUUUCGUAAUCAAGUGUGCGCAUACAUACAUAUAAUAGAUAAUUUGUGAGACGCACCAUGUAUAUAAAGUAUGCAUAAUGUGUGCAACGUUGCGAGCAAACGAGAAACGAUGAAGACAGUUCUCUGGUCUUUUUCGAUGCACUUUGAACCGCUCGAACGCAGGUUCGCGCGCUAAAUACAAGAUGGAGGAAAGCGUGCUGUGUAAAUCUGCUUCUAGACUUCGACCUGAGGUAGAGUCUCUCUAACCAAUCUUCACGGACACGGAUAUCUCCGAUUGAGGCGAGCGUGCCGCCGGACGUCGCUAUAUGAGUGGCCUAUACCAGCUUUAAUUUAUCAGACGUCACGCAGGCGUCACGCAUCUUUAGGAAACUCCGACAACCUUAAUCAAGAGACACGUUGAUUAUGGAUAUAGGUUUCAUUAAUGUAUCGUCGUGUGGUUCCGACAAAUUUGCACCGAGGUCAUAAUUAAGAGCACUACUCAUGAGCCUGAUCACCAAGUCAUCAUGACAAAGGCUGAAGUAUAAUAAUUGUUGUGACAUUCAACGUUAAUCAUUACCGGCCAAUGAAGAAUGCAGAAAAGUCCCGAGAGAAAACAUGGUCUAACGGGUCUAACAGGCGAGAAAAAGAUAUUUGUUCCACGUAGGCGCUGAUAACAUAUUUAUUUGCCUGAAAUGUAAUUGCGAAGAACAUGUGUUUUCUUGAAAUUGCGGCUUUUCACAGAAGCGAUUGCUUAUUCCAUUUAAGCGAAAGAAUUUAGAUCCGGGUAAAUAUGCUAUUGGCACAAAUGCUUGAUAUCCUUUGGAUCUUUUUUUAUCUUUCUCUCUUAAUAUAUUAUAUAUAAUGUAUAGUUUAUACAGAGGUAUUUUUAUUGUGGAAUAAAGUGUACAUACAAACGCGCAA
Molecule: messenger RNA, 3047 nt
Organism: Harpegnathos saltator (Jerdon's jumping ant)
Lineage: Eukaryota; Metazoa; Arthropoda; Insecta; Hymenoptera; Formicidae
Product: putative fatty acyl-CoA reductase CG5065
Exons: 10
Coding region: 216-1769 (517 amino acids)
Biological process (GO): long-chain fatty-acyl-CoA metabolic process
Cellular component (GO): peroxisome
Molecular function (GO): alcohol-forming very long-chain fatty acyl-CoA reductase (NADP+) activity
Source: RefSeq, a predicted model, not a curated record